Molecule: messenger RNA, 1630 nt
Organism: Nerophis lumbriciformis (worm pipefish)
Lineage: Eukaryota; Metazoa; Chordata; Actinopteri; Syngnathiformes; Syngnathidae
Source: RefSeq, a predicted model, not a curated record
UUCCUUUGUGGCGUGAUGAAGACUUACCGACAGAGAGAGAAGCAAGGUAGUAGCAAAGUACAAGAGUCCACGAAAGGACCAGAUGAGGCAAAAAUAAAGGCCCUUUUAGAUCAGACCGGAUACACUUUGGAUGUUACCACUGGGCAGAGGAAAUAUGGAGGCCCCCCACCUGAAGAAGUUUUCACAGGCGCACAACCAGGGUUUGGGACAGAGGUAUUUGUGGGGAAGAUCCCAAGGGACUUAUAUGAAGAUGAGCUGGUGCCGCUCUUCGAGUCGGCUGGACCCAUUUGGGACCUAAGGUUAAUGAUGGACCCGCUUUCUGGGCAGAAUAGAGGUUAUGCCUUCAUCACAUUCUGCAAUAAGGAGGACGCACAAAAAGCUGUGAAGCUUUGUGAUAACUAUGAAAUCCGUCACGGCAAGUACUUGGGAGUGUGCAUAUCCGUUGCCAACAAUCGUCUGUUUGUUGGCUCUAUCCCAAAGAACAAAACUCGAGAAAGUAUAUUGGAGGAUUUUGGCAAAGUAACAGGUCUUCCAGAGGGUCUCCAAGAAGUAAUCAUCUACCACCAGCCAGAUGAUAAGAAGAAAAACAGGGGAUUCUGUUUUCUGGAGUACGAAGACCACAAAUCGGCCGCGCAGGCUCGUCGCCGCCUCAUGAGCGGCAAGGUCAAAGUUUGGGGGAAUCCAGUUACUGUCGAGUGGGCUGACCCUGUUGCUGAGCCAGACCCAGAAGUCAUGGCAAAGGUAAAAGUGCUCUUUGUAAGGAAGCUUGCCACAGCAGUGACUGAAGAGCUCCUGGAAAAGACCUUCUCUCAGUUUGGGAAGCUGGAGCGAGUGAAGAAAUUAAAAGACUACGCUUUUGUUCAUUUCGAAGACAGGGAUGCCGCUGUUAAGGCCAUGGAUGAGAUGAACGGUAAGGAGCUUGGCGGCGAUGAAAUUGAGAUCGUCUUGGCCAAGCCUCCUGAUAAGAAGAGGAAAGAGCGCCAAGCAGCUCGGCAGACCCCCAGGACUACAGGGUAUGAUGACUAUUAUUACUACCCACCUCCACGCAUGCCUCCGACAGGGCGUGGCAGAGGUCGCGGUGGCCGUGGCGGUUAUUCAUAUCCGACAGAUUACUAUGGCUAUGAAGAGUAUUACGAUGACUACUAUGGCUACGACUAUCAUGACUAUCGCGGUGGCUACGAAGACCCGUACUAUGGUUAUGAAGACGUAUACAGCAGCAGGGGUCGCGGCAGCCGUCCCGGUAGGGGCGGGCCGACACCAUCCAGGGCCCGCGGCGUGCCCCCCACCCGAGGCAGAGGGGGCUACUCCCAGAGAGGGCCGCCCCUCGGGGCGCCGAGGGGUAGCCGAGGCGGGCGGGGCACCCCGUUCCAGCCGCAGAGGGGCCGCGGGCCUCGCGGGGCCCGGGGCAACCGUGGGGGAAACGUCGGAGGCAAGAGGAAGGCGGAUGUCUUCAACCAGCCCGACUCCAAGCGCCGCCAGACCAACAACCAGCAGAACUGGGGGUCCCAGCCCAUCGCCCAGCAGCCUCUGCAGCAAGGGGCCGACUAUUCCGGUAACUAUGGUUACAGUAAUGACACCAUGGAGUUUUCACAGGAUUCUUAUGGGCAACAGUGGAAGUAAAGACACCAUA